UUGAUCACUGCAGAUGGGAGUUUUGAUUGCCAAGGAAACCCAGGUGAACAAGAAGCUUUAGUCUCUUCUUUGCAUUACUGUGAAGUUGUCACUGCUCUGAUGACUCUUGGAAAUGGUGGCUCUUUUGUUCUGAAGAUGUUUACUUUGUUUGAACAUUGUUCCAUAAACUUGAUGUACCUGCUAAACUGUUCCUUUGACCAAGUCCAUGUUUUCAAACCUGCUACUAGCAAGGCAGGAAACUCAGAAGCCUAUGUAGUAUGUCUCCACUAUAAGGGAAGAGAGGCAAUCUAUCCUGUGUUGUCUAAGAUGGUGCUGAAUUUUGGGACUGAAAUGACCCAGAAAGCUCUCUUUCCCCAUCAUGUGAUUCCUGAAUCUUUUCUUAAAAGACACGAAGAAUGUUGUAUGUUCUUUCAUAAAUACCAGCUAGAGACUAUUUCUGAGAACAUUCGUCUGUUUCAGUGCAUGGGAAAAGGGGAACAAACAAAACUGAAUAAUUUAAGGGACUGUGCUGUUCAAUAUUUUAUGGAAAAGUUUCAGUUAAAGCCUCUUUCCAGAAAUAAUUGGCUAGUAAAAAAAUCAAAUAUUGGUUGUAGUACAAAUACAGAAUGGUUUGGGCAGAGGAACAGAUAUUUUAAAACCUAUAAUGAAAGGAAAAUGCUGGAAACCCUUUCAUGGAAAGAUAAGGUGGCCAAAGGAUACUUUGAUAUUUGGGCAGAAGAACAUGCAGUGUAUCAUUCUGGGCAAAGUUCUCUCUUAGAAGGGACAGCUUCCCAUCUUGAGUGUCACUUAUGGCCUAUUUUAGAGGGAAAGAAACUGCCAAAGGUAAAGUGUUCUCCUUUCUGUGAUGGUGAAAUUUUAAAGGCUCUUAAUGAAGCAAUUGAAAAGUCAUUAGAAGGAGCCUUGAAUUUGGAUUCCAAGUUCUGGCCCAAAGAGCAUUGUUCCUGUCACAUUUUUACUGAAGAACUGAUAUUUUCUGAGUUGUUUGGCCUUACCAAGUGCCUUCAGAAUGAGCAGGUCGUAGAACCCAGCAACCAAAUAAAGUGCCUGCUUGUGGGCUCUCCACCCCUCAGUGAUAUCAAAAUGCUUAUACCACUGGAAGUUCAGCUCUUGGAAUCAGCUGAACUCAUGGCUUUCAGCUGUUCAUUGCUUCAUGAUGGAGACCCCAUUUACCAGCAGCUAUUUUUGGACUGCCUUCUACAUGCACUGCCACAGCUUCAGACAGGAGAUGCUAUGAUUUUGCCUGUACUUUCUUGUUUUACAAGAUUUAUGGCUGGUUUGAUCUUUGUGCUCCACAACUGUUUUAGAUUCAUCACAUUUUCUUGUCCCACCUCCUCUGAGCCCCUGAAGACCUGUGCAGUCCUGCUGUGUGUGGGUUACCAGGAACUUCCGAAUCCAGUUUUCCAGUAUCUGCAGAAUGUGAAUGAAUUGUUGAGCUCUUUUCUUAACUCCGAUACACCCCAGCAGGUUUUACAGUUUGUGCCAAUGGAGGAGCUCCUUAAGGGGGCACUACUUGAUUUUUUGUGGGAUUUGAAUGCUGCCAUUGCCAAAAGGCGUUUGCAUGUAAUUAUUCAAGGAGAGAAGAAAUCAGCAGCCUUCAGCUAUGAAAUUGAAACAUGUCCUUUCUGAGAUUUAACUUUCUGGCUUCUAAUGGUUUCCAUUGUUAUUGCAUUCCUUUGCUAUUAAUUAAAAACCUUUCAUUUGGGGGAAAGGCCAACCUUUGCAUCA
This is a messenger RNA of Suricata suricatta (meerkat), 1725 nucleotides long. RefSeq names its product cap methyltransferase 2 (gene CMTR2). Gene Ontology annotation, cellular component: cytoplasm; nucleus. The annotation marks the transcript as partial. Gene Ontology annotation, molecular function: methyltransferase cap1 activity. NCBI's taxonomy places the organism in Eukaryota, Metazoa, Chordata, Mammalia, Carnivora, Herpestidae. The record is from RefSeq and is a predicted model, not a curated record. Gene Ontology annotation, biological process: 7-methylguanosine mRNA capping. The transcript has a single exon.